Molecule: messenger RNA, 3409 nt
Organism: Rubroshorea leprosula
Lineage: Eukaryota; Viridiplantae; Streptophyta; Magnoliopsida; Malvales; Dipterocarpaceae
Source: the annotation of a GenBank genome assembly
CUUUUCUUCUUCAUGUUACCCACACACACAAUGUCUUCAGCUGCAACUUCAAAAAACCCUAAAAAUGUUUACCACAUCGGCGGGAUUCAAGUCGAGUUUCCGUACCAACCUUACGGGACGCAGCUUGCAUUCAUGUGCAGAGUCAUAUCUACGCUCGAUCGAGCCAAGAGAGACGGUCACUGCCAUGCAUUGCUCGAGUCACCCACCGGUACCGGAAAAACGCUGUCCCUGCUUUGCUCCACCCUCGCUUGGCAACAGUCCUACAAAUCGAAGAAUUGUUCGCCGUCGAAACCUGCACCGGAGGCGUUUACCGAUCCCCUUGGUCACGGCGGUGGUUUUAUCCCUGAAUCACAGUCUCCCAGUGUUUUACUGUCAGGAAAGUCAGGCGCAGCUCAGUCCGAAUCAAAUGACAAGACUGCGAAGACACCUACAAUAUAUUACGCCUCGAGGACCCAUUCACAGAUUUCCCAAGUGAUUCGUGAAUACAAAAAAACUAGUUAUCGGGUGCCAAUGGCAGUUUUGGCUUCACGGAAACAGUACUGCACAAAUCCGCUUGUAAACAGAAAGGACAACCUCGAUGAAGAAUGCAAGUUGCUUUUAAGGAACAAAGAUGAAGGAUGCCUCCAAUUUAAAAAUAUGCAUAAAGUUAAAGGCCACCCUUCAGUUCAGAAAGGAGGUUGUCAUGAGGCCCAUGAUAUUGAAGAUCUUUUGAAAGUUGGACAUAUUGUUAAAGGUUGUGCUUACUAUGCAGCACGUGCUAUGUCAGAUUUUGCGGAAUUGGUUUUCUGCCCAUACAGCUACAUUAUCAAUCCUGUUGUUCGGGGUGCAAUGGAUGUAAAUAUUACUGGAGCCAUCAUAAUUCUGGAUGAAGCUCACAAUAUGGAGGAUAUUGCUCGCGAUGCUGGUAGUGUGGACAUAGAAGAAGAUAUCUUACUCAAACUAGUGCAACUUUGCUCAAUAGAUGCAAUGGUCUACCAACCUCUAAGGGAAAUGGUAGAGGGGCUUGUGGAAUGGAUGGAUAUGAGGAAAGAUGGAUUGGAAAAGCGUGAAUUUCAGCACUACUUAUCCUGUUGGACUGGUAGUGAAGCUUCAAAACAACUCCAAGAAGCCAACAUUUCACAGAAAUGCUUCCCAAUCUUGCUGGAAUGUGCAACAAAGGCAAUCAAAGCAGCUACAGAUUUGGAGUCUGAUGUACCUCAUUUAAGCGGAAUGUCAGUCAUAACUUUAGAAGGACUAUUUUCAUCUCUGACAUAUUUCUUCUCAAGAAAUGGUUCUCACAUAUUGGAUUAUCAGCUUGCUCUGCAACGCUAUGUUAAAAGAGACAGCAAAAAUGGUUCUAGCAACUGGACAUGUUCCUUAAGUUUAUGGUGCAUGAAUCCAUCUGUUGUGUUCAGAGACAUUGCUGAUCUUUCUUUGUCCAUCAUUUUAACAUCUGGGACAUUGUCACCCAUGAAUUCUUUCUCAUCUGAGCUUGGAGUUCAGUUUGAAACUUGUUUGGAGGCUCCACAUGUAAUUGAUGUUGAAGCACAGGUGUGGACUGCUGUAAUCUCAAAUGGUCCUGGUAAUUAUCCAUUGAAUGCUAGUUACAAAACAGCAGAUGCAUAUGAAUUUCAGGAUGCACUUGGCAAAUCCCUAGAAGAAAUUUGCAAGAUUGUUCCAGGUGGCUCUCUUGUAUUUUUCCCAAGUUAUAAGCUGAUGGGAAAACUUUGUAAUCGUUGGCGUGAAACAGGCCAAUGGUCACGACUUAACAUGAGAAAGACCCUUUUUGUUGAGCCACGAGGGGGAAACCAAGAAGAGUUUGAAACUACUUUAAAGGGUUACUAUGACUCUGUUUGUGGACAAAGCAAGCCUCCAAAUGGGAGAAAAAAAAGGGUUAAGGCAACAGAUAGUAAUGCUAUUGUGUCAUCAGAAAUUUCAAAGAACGGAGCUGCUCUUCUUGCAGUGUGUCGAGGAAAAGUGUCAGAAGGCAUUGAUUUUUCUGAUGAUAAUGCUAGAGUGGUUAUAGUCGUUGGCAUUCCAUUCCCAAACAUAAAUGAUAUUCAGGUUGAACUAAAGAAGAGAUACAAUGAUACAUAUAGAUCAUCCAAAAACCUCUUGAAUGGGAGUCAGUGGUACUGCCAACAGGCUUUUCGUGCCCUAAAUCAAGCUAUUGGCCGUUGUAUUCGGCAUAGAAAUGAUUAUGGAGCAAUCAUCCUACUAGAUACACGUUUUCAAGAAGAAAGGAAUAGGGUAUACAUUUCAAAGUGGCUAAGGAAAUCCAUCAGACAGUAUGAAAGUUUUGACAAGUCACUUGAGGGACUAAGAUCCUUUUUCGGAGGAGUUAAGAAUCAGGUUGGCAAAGAUAGGGCUGGUAACAUAAGCAAUUCUGACAUGGAAAAUAUAUCUUCUACAAAACAAAGCAAUGGUUUAACCAAAAAGAAAACUUCAAAAGCAAACCAGUUCUCUAAUGAACUACAUUCUGCAAAAGAAUUUGAUGCCUGUUAUCCCCAACAAAAACUUCAGUGUGCUAUUGCAGUUCAGGCAUGUGUUCAAGCAGAUGAGAGCAAAAAUAGAUGCAGAGAAUCUAUUGACAUCGAAUGUUGUUUUCCUAGUGAUUCAAGGUGCUUGGGUACUUUGCCCACAACAUUCUCUAGUGAAGAUCCAGAAAUAUCGAUGGUGAGGGAAACACCUAGUGUGGACGGUGGUGUGUCUUCAACCAGUCCAGCUUCCUUAUCCAAGAAUGGAAACUCAAGUUCACACAUAACGCAGUCAUCUACCGAAUCUCCAAAUCAAUUUUUAUUUUGUCCAGUGGCUUCAACUAGCCUGGACAAAGAUCCUUCUAGAGAUGAGUCUGUGAUAACAGUCACUCCUCAAAAGGAUUUCACUGAGAACACUUGCAGCUUGAUACCAGGAACAGAAUCUUCUUAUAACCUGAGUGUGAGUUCUCAUACACAGAAAAGGAGGAAGACCAUGGUUUCCCCUGUAAUUGAUGUUUCUGAUGGUGAACUAUCUGAUACACCCGAUGCCCAGGUGGCAGGAUGUUCAAGUUUUAAGAGGAACUUAGAGAUAUUCAGAGAUUCUAGUCGCAGGAUUGAAUUUGGUUUUGAGGCUUGUUCUGCUGAACACAAAUCCAGUAAGAUGAAUGAUUCUCAGUCACUGGCAGUUGAUACCAAUAUGUAAGCUUCCUGCAAAAUUUUUCGAGAUACAAAAGUACUUGAUGAAGCAAAAGUCGCAGUAGCCUCGAACGUAAUUUAUCAAGCUGGCUUUGCCACAAUCCGUUGAUAAACAGCAGUGUAGAUUUGUUUUCUGAUGCUGUCAAUGGAAUGUGCUUUUGAAAUAGUAUUUUGAUGAUUACAAUGUAAAUCCCUGGAUUAUACAAUUAGAAAGCCAUUGGCCUUACAAAUGUUGUGAGCGAUCCCAGUUCUUAAUU